AUGAAGCAAAAUAACGCUCUGAGGAACGGAGGAUCCGACCUCGGCCUACGCUUCACGCCAGACUACGACAACGACAAUGAAGAAAAUCAAGACAAUCCCCAUCAGGUGGACUACGAUCACAAGGACAUUCCAGCCAAAAUCAAGGAAAAUCAAGCCAACUGGGACGCAGAUUCUGACCUCGGCCUACGCAUCACCCAAGUCAAGCGCCACAAUAGCAAAGACCAGCGACAAAUCAAGAAAAUGCGCCCAGGACCAGGACCAGGAAUGCAAUACCACAGACUACAAAAAUCAAGAAAACACCCGCAUGACAAGGAUAAGGAUCAGGACACAAUACAAUGCAACAGUCCACGACAGCCAAGUCAACGAUAUGAAAUGCAAUGCCAUACGAUACUAUGCAAUACAAUUCGAUAUCAUAGUCGAUCCGAGGAUAAGAAAAACGAGGGCAUACAUAUGUUAGGCUUCGCGUACCAUCGAUUCAAAGACCAAAUAUCAAGCAAAAUGAGACGACAUCAGACCAAUAUUUUCGCAAAAAUCAAGCAAAAUCAAGUCAACUCGCGCAUAGAUUCUGACCUCGGCCUACGCAUCACCCCCAAUCAGCGCCACCGCACGCAAGACUACGAUAUACGAUACAAUCAGACAAACAUCACGAUAGCAAGUCAAGCAAUACCAUACGAUCAGACAAGCAUCACGAUAGCAACCGAAAUAAAAGACAAUCAGGCCAUACCACAGCAAUCCAAACGCCAAAAAUCAAGCAAAAUCAGACCACAUCAUAGCAAUAUUUUCGCAAAAAUCAAGCAAAAUCAAGUCGACUCGCACGCAGAUUCUGACCUCAGCCUACACGUCACCCCCAAUCAGCACCACCGCACGCAAGACCACGACAGCAAAGACCACGAUGUACCAUCCGAUCAGACAAGCAUUACAUUAGCAAGUCAAGCAAUACCAUACGAUCAGGCCGCACCAUAUCAAUACAAACACAGAAAAUCAAGCAAAAUGAGACCAUAUCAGAGCGAUAUUUUCGCAAAAAUCAAGCAAAAUCAAGUCAACUCGCACGCAGAUUCUGACCUCAGCCAACGCGUCCCCCCCAAUCAGGGCUACCACACGCAAGACUACGAUAGCAAAUAUCAAGCAAAAUCAAGUCAAGUCAGACACGGAUUCUGA
This is a messenger RNA of Suillus clintonianus, 1158 nucleotides long. RefSeq lists its product as uncharacterized. Bases 1 to 1158 code for a protein of 385 amino acids. The transcript is spliced from 3 exons. Lineage: Eukaryota; Fungi; Basidiomycota; Agaricomycetes; Boletales; Suillaceae. The record is from RefSeq and is a predicted model, not a curated record.